Messenger RNA from Exophiala oligosperma, 3971 nucleotides. Its product is annotated as AMP deaminase. Gene Ontology annotation, biological process: IMP salvage; AMP metabolic process. Lineage: Eukaryota; Fungi; Ascomycota; Eurotiomycetes; Chaetothyriales; Herpotrichiellaceae. The transcript is spliced from 2 exons. The record is from RefSeq and is a predicted model, not a curated record. Gene Ontology annotation, cellular component: cytosol. Gene Ontology annotation, molecular function: AMP deaminase activity. Bases 224 to 3430 code for a protein of 1068 amino acids.
GAUCUCAUUUUCAAACACCACAAUCAUUUGAUCUACAAUAAAGUUGUUUCUGAGAAAAUUGGAAGCUACAUACUACGGCUCGAGUAUCAUUAGACUCUGUGGAUCUUGAUAACCUCUGUCAAUCGACUGCUCUUUGGUCUUGUCCAGCCCGACGCCUAUUGGCUCAUACCUCUCAAGGCCGGGGGCUGUCUGCAUCCGGGCAGCCCACACAAAGUAUUUGGCCAUGGACGCCCGCAGGUCUGCGUUACCGCCUGGACAACACAGUAUGGCUGGUGACUCGGACGAAGAAGCAGACGAAUAUGAUUGGAAAACACGCGUGUCGGACAUGCAGGAGGAGCCACGAGCUGCAAGAACUGCCGGCCGAGAAGGCACUGGUCUAACUACGCAUCAAGAUGAGGAUCAUCAGCAAUCACGCACACCGGAAACAGGUGAAACGUCAGAGAAUGAUGAUCUCCAAGAAGACGAACAAGUCCCGCACCCAUUCUACCAUUAUGCUACUGAGAAACGUGACACAUAUGUGGAUGCCAAACUCAUCUAUCAACGCCAUCGAAUGGAUACAUUAUCUGAGAAGGACAUGGGCAGCCCAUUGUUGUUGGGCAAGUCCUACACCUUGCCUACGACGCUUGAUGGUGAUGCACCAUUGGAUCGUAUAAACAGCCUUGGUUCGAGACAGUCCAUACAUGGCCACCGUGGACCAGGCAUCAGUAAUACGCCCUCGACGAACUUCAAGGAGUCAUUUCCCACGUUGCAAUCCCAAAUCAGCAAUCCCCAACUUAGCAAAGCAGAUCCAACGUUAGUUGCCGAUGCGACUGCGCGAAGCCAUAGAUAUCAUCCGGGACUUCCGCACGAAUUUAAGGACCCUUUACUAGCAAACGAAGGAAUGCAUGGGGCCGGGGCUGGGGUAGGGCUUGGAUCGGGGCCUGGUGGACUUGCGCCGAGUGAGGACAGCAUUGUUAGUGAGGUACAGUCGAUCUGCGAUAAAAUCAAAACAUUGCUCGAUCUGCGGCAGAAGUAUCUCAGGGUAUCUCUGCAGUGCCCUGGGCAAAAUCCGCGGGAUGACGAAAAUUGGGACAUCUAUCCUCCGCCGCCGAAUCCAGUUUGGAAUGAACAAAAGGCUCGUGAGCCUCCCCAGGAAUACAUCGCUCCAAAUAGCACUUCGAGCAGCCUGUACAUGGCGGAUGCAAGGGCCCACGGUGAUGCUGAUCGAAAUGAGCUGAGAAAUUGGCCAGCAAGUGCAAGUCAAGCUGACUCCGAAAGAGGUCCGCCCUCACCAACUGCUUCUAAGCACCCUCGGAAACCUGGCCACGCAAUUGGAGAAGAUUUCGACCUUGACGAGUGCUUCAUUCCGGGCAAGGAAAGACAAGCUGUGAGGUUUGCAAUGGACGAAGGCAGCAUCUUUCAGGUGUACGACAACGGCAAGUCAAUUGUCGCAGUCCCAACAUUACGAGAUUACUAUAUGGCAUUGGACACGAUCCUCGAUAUUGCUUCGGAUGGGCCUGCGAAAAGUUUCGCAUACCGUCGACUACAAUACCUGGAGGGUAGGUAUAAUUUGUAUACUCUACUGAAUGAGUAUCAGGAGGUGGCAGACACGAAGAAAGUGCCGCAUCGUGAUUUCUACAACGUGCGAAAGGUGGACACUCACGUGCACCACUCGGCCUGCAUGAACCAAAAGCAUCUGCUGCGUUUCAUCAAGAGCAAGAUGAAGAAGUGCCCAGACGAGGUGGUGAUUGAUCGUGAUGGGAAGCAGUUGACUCUUCGCGAGGUGUUUGAAAGUAUUCAUUUGACGGCGUAUGAUUUGAGUAUUGACACUUUGGAUAUGCAUGCUCACACCGACUCCUUUCACCGCUUUGACAAGUUCAACUUAAAGUACAACCCUAUCGGUCAAUCAAGGCUUCGAGAUAUCUUUUUGAAGACUGAUAACUUCAUCAAAGGCCGGUAUCUUGCUGAAAUAACACGAGAAGUGAUUUCUGACCUUGAGUCAAGCAAAUAUCAGAUGGUCGAAUGGCGAAUCAGUAUCUACGGCCGCAGUCUUGAUGAAUGGGACACCCUUGCAGCCUGGGUCGUCGACAAUAAACUCUUCUCCCACAACGUGCGAUGGUUGAUUCAGAUUCCCCGACUGUAUGCAUUGUACAAGUCGCUGAAGACAGUGGAUAAUUUCGAGACGCUUCUUAGAAACAUAUUUCAACCAUUAUUCGAAGUCACACAGGAUCCUUCCAGCCAUCCCAAGCUGCAUGUCUUCUUGCAAAGGGUGAUUGGAUUUGAUAGUGUUGACGACGAAAGUAAAGUUGAAAGACGGCUCUACCGGAAGUUUCCCGCACCCAAGGAAUGGAAUACCAAGCAAAAUCCACCAUAUGGGUAUUGGAUCUAUUACCUGUUCGCAAACGUGACAUCGCUGAACGCAUGGAGAAAGAGGAGAGGCUUCAACACUUUUCACCUUCGACCGCACUGUGGUGAAGCUGGAGACACCGAUCACUUGGCCGCAGCGUUCCUCUGCUGUCACAGUAUCAGUCACGGCAUUGUCCUCCGAAAGGUGCCGUUAUUGCAAUAUCUCUUCUACCUAGAACAAAUUGGAAUUGCCAUGUCACCUUUGAGUAACAACGCACUCUUCCUGACUUACGACCGCAACCCAUUCAUCGGCUAUUUCAAGAAGGGUUUGAAUGUGUCGUUGUCGACCGAUGACCCGUUGCAGUUUGCCUUCACCAAAGAGCCGCUUAUCGAGGAGUAUUCGGUGGCGGCACAAAUCUACAAAUUGAGCGCCGUGGACAUGUGCGAGUUGGCAAAGCAUUCUGUCGACCAGUGCGGGUUCGAGUUGAGCCUGAAGCAACGUUGGCUAGGCAAAUAUUGUUAUCUCCCAGGAGUGCUUGGGAACGAUGUGGCUAAAUGCAAUGUGCCUGACGUUCGAGAGGCUUUUCGGCACGAGACCUUGAAAGCAGAGCACGCAUUCAUUGCGAGGUACACACGAGACUAUAGCCACUACGACCGAUGCACGCCAAAUUUGCCCGAUCCAUCUGACCCUUCGACUCCUCUCGAUGAGAUGUACAAGAACCUGGAGUCUCCCCGACAAUUCUACGCCACUUCUGUUGCCGAUUCAAUCCCACCGGCGCAACAGGCUAGGCUACCGCAGACGAAGUCUAAUGCCACCAUGGACAGGGGCAUGGGUAAUAUUUCACCCACGAGGCCCCGGACAAUGUCGAGCACGACUAUUUUGCACCCCAUACCAUCGAACCCCGACAGCCACAUCUCUGGCCAAGAGCCUCGCGCCUUCCCCGGGCUCGUGCAUCAACAAAGGAGACGAAGCUUGCGGGUUAGCUCGAGCAACUCGGACAUGGCAGCGCCUGACAUGAGCUCAAGUCUGCAACUAGAACCAGGGUUGGCGAAGAUGACUCUCCGAGAGGACCGAGAAAUGGCAAGGAUGGAGGAUUCGGAAUAAGUUAAAGCGAGCAUGCUUGGGCAGCUUGACACCUCGAGUACAUCACUCUGUUGGCUGUCUGGACUUGGUACCGCUUCUCGGGGUUUAUUUGCAAGUGAAACAAAGCAGGCGCUCGACCGUGAGGUACUCUUGAUAGGGCAUGGUCGAAUUUACACCCUUGCUAGGUCGGGUGAAAUCGGAGAGAUACUUCAUUCCUCCCGCCUUGAACGGCUGUAUGCGGGUGAGUAGAAGAUCGACCAACAGGAGAAAAACCUGGGGAAAGAGUGUCUAUCUGGCCGUGACACCAGCCAGAUCAAUUAUGGUGAGGCCCGUCAUGAGCAAGUCGGGUUAUUCAGCCCGAGACAUCUGAGUCAGAAUGAUAGCAAGGGUUAAAUGGCGUUUUCUUUGUUGGGCAAUGUGGGAUGGGAUGGCAGGUCCGUAUUAUAACAUGGGUUACAGCCGAGUGUUGGAUAUUGCCUUCAUUCGGUUCUCUCAUCCGUCUGAGAUCUUGUACUUUCGUAGUGUUUUGGGCGUUUUUCAAUUGAUCAGACUUGACAUUCCC